AACUGCCUCCUGGAAUCAUGUUCUCCUGCAACACCAGCACUUCUGGGCAUGUUACCUUCCUCCUCACUGGCUUUCCAGGGCUGGAAGCCUCUCAUCAUUGGGUUUCCAUCCCCAUCAACCUCAUCUGUGUGGUUUCACUUCUGGGUAACAGUAUCAUCCUCUUCCUGAUCUGCACAGAUCCAGCCUUACAGGAACCCAUGUACAUCUUCCUUUCCAUGUUGGCAACCUCUGAUCUGGGCCUCUGUGCCUCCACCUUCCCCACCAUGGUGCAGCUCUUCUGGCUGGGUGCUCGUGAGCUGCCCUUUGAUCUCUGUGCAGCACAAAUGUUCUUCAUCCACGCCUUCACCUAUGUGGAAUCUGGUGUACUGCUGGCCAUGGCCUUUGAUCGCUUUAUUGCCAUCUGGAACCCUCUGCACUAUGCCACAAUCCUUACCCACUCAGCCAUGGCGAAAGUAGGAACUGCCAUUCUGGUAAGGGCUGUCCUGCUCAACCUCCCAGGACCCGUCCUCCUGCGGCAUCUACUCUUUCCCCAAAUAAGCAUACUCUCUCACUGCUACUGCCUGCACUGUGACAUCGUGGGGCUGGCCUGCUCAGACACCCAGAUCAACAGCGUGGUGGGCCUGGUCUCCAUCCUCCUAUCGCUGUGCCUGGACUCCUCUCUCAUCAUGCUCUCAUAUGCCCUGAUCCUACGGACCGUGCUGGGCAUUGCAUCACCUGGGGAAUGGCUCAAGGCGCUCAACACGUGUGUCUCACACCUCUGUAUUGUUCUCAUCUUUUAUUUGCCCAAACUGGGGCUGUCUGUGUUGCACCGAGUAGAGAAGCACAGCUAUCCUGCUCUGGCAGUCCUCAUGGCCAACCUGCACUUCCUGGUCCCACCCUUUAUGAACCCCAUAGUGUACUGCAUCAAGUCUAAGGAGAUCCGCCAGGGCCUCCUAAAACGCUUCCACCAGAAGAGGGUUGAUGUUUCCUAGAA
Messenger RNA from Galeopterus variegatus (Sunda flying lemur), 973 nucleotides. RefSeq names its product olfactory receptor 51G2-like. The transcript has a single exon. Gene Ontology annotation, cellular component: membrane. The coding region runs from base 18 to 971 and encodes 317 amino acids. Gene Ontology annotation, biological process: G protein-coupled receptor signaling pathway. The record is from RefSeq and is a predicted model, not a curated record. Lineage: Eukaryota; Metazoa; Chordata; Mammalia; Dermoptera; Cynocephalidae. Gene Ontology annotation, molecular function: olfactory receptor activity; G protein-coupled receptor activity.